This is a messenger RNA of Melopsittacus undulatus (budgerigar), 1715 nucleotides long. RefSeq names its product keratin, type I cytoskeletal 14-like. Gene Ontology annotation, cellular component: cytoskeleton. Lineage: Eukaryota; Metazoa; Chordata; Aves; Psittaciformes; Psittaculidae. Gene Ontology annotation, molecular function: structural molecule activity. The record is from RefSeq and is a predicted model, not a curated record. Gene Ontology annotation, biological process: epithelial cell differentiation; intermediate filament organization.
UUGGCUCUGGCUGUCAUGGGUGACGAAAAGCACCCGGCAACGCCUCCUGCCCGGGCUAUAAAGGGCUCCAGGCCAGGGGGAGCAGCACUUGCUGCCUGCGCUGCCGAGCCUCUGCCUCUCUGCAACCCUACAGCCUCCAGCAGCCCUCGCAUGAGCACCACUGUCAGGCAAUACUCCUCCUCCAUGUCCCUCAAGGGGCCUGGGGGCCUGGGUGGAGGCUCCACCAGGCUCUCCUCCGUGCGGGGGGGCACCGGCGGCUACAGAGCCCCCAGCGUCCACGGAGGCUCUAGCAGCUACUCUGUCUCUUCCCGCAUGGUCUCAGGCUUCGGGGGUGGCUAUGGGGGCAGCUACUGCAGCAGCGUAGGAGGGGGCCUCGGCGCCGGCUUUGGGGGCAGCUAUGGGGCUGGCUUUGGGGCUGGCCUUGGAGCCGGCUUUGGAGCCGGCUUUGGAGGUGCCUUUGGAGGCGGCGAUGGCAUCCUCCAGGCUGGAGAGAAGGAGACGAUGCAGAACCUCAACGACCGCCUGGCUGCCUACCUGGACAAAGUGCGUGCCCUGGAGGAGGCCAACACUGACCUGGAGGUCAAGAUCAGGGAAUGGUACAAGAAACAGGCACCUGGUCCCGAGCGUGACUACAGCCCCUACUACAGGACCAUCGAGGAGCUCAGGAACAAGGUCCUGGUGGCCACAGUGGACAAUGCUAACCUGCUCCUGCAGAUUGACAACGCCAGGCUGACAGCUGAUGACUUCAGGACCAAGUUUGAGACGGAGCAGGCUCUGCGCCUCAGUGUGGAGGCCGACAUCAAUGGCCUGCGCAGGGUCCUGGAUGAGCUGACCCUGGCCAGAGCUGACCUGGAGAUGCAGAUUGAGAACCUGAAGGAAGAGCUGGCCUACCUCAAGAAGAACCAUGAGGAGGAGAUGAAUGCCCUGCGCGGGCAGGUGGGUGGCGAGAUCAGCGUGGAGAUGGAUGCUGCUCCUGGAAUCGACCUCACCAAGAUCCUGGCUGAGAUGCGGGAGCAGUACGAGAGCCUGGCAGACAAGAACCGCCGGGAUGCUGAGCAGUGGUUCUUCAGCAAGACGGAAGAGCUGAACCGGGAGGUGGCCAUCAACACCGAGCAGCUUCAGAGUGGCAAGACGGAGAUCACGGAGCUGCGCCGCACCAUCCAGAGCCUGGAGAUCGACCUGCAGUCCCAGCUCAGCACGAAAGCAGCGUUGGAGAGCAGCUUGGCUGACACAGAAGCCCGCUAUGGCACCCAGCUGGCCCAGCUCCAGGGGCUCAUCACCAGCGUGGAGGAGCAGCUGGCUGAGCUGCGGUGCGACAUGGAGCGCCAGAACCAGGAGUACAGGGUCCUGCUGGACGUCAAAUGCCGCCUGGAGCAGGAGAUCGCCACGUACCGCCGGCUGCUGGAGGGCGAGGAUGCCCACGUGUCUUCUCACUUGAAAGAAGGGCCGGUCACCACCCGCCAGAUCCGCACAAUCUUUGAGGAAGUCCAGGAUGGGAAGGUGAUUUCCUCCCGCGAGCAGAUCACGCAGGCAGCCCACUGAGGGGGCUGCAGGCUCGCUGCAGACCUGGCUCAGCAAAGCCAAAGGAGAUUCCAGCUUCUGUGCUCCGGCUCGGAGAUCACAUAAAGCAGCUUCUCUUUUCUCACAUCCACUCCCCUCACCCUUUCUCACAGCGCUUAGGAAUCAAAUAAAGCUUUUCUUGACACUCGUGCAAA